This is a messenger RNA of Aphanomyces astaci, 1104 nucleotides long. RefSeq lists its product as hypothetical. Lineage: Eukaryota; Oomycota; Saprolegniomycetes; Saprolegniales; Verrucalvaceae. The record is from RefSeq and is a predicted model, not a curated record. The coding region runs from base 1 to 1104 and encodes 367 amino acids. The transcript has 3 exons.
AUGGCAACGGGUGCUCUGUUUCCGGGUGCAAGACAGCGCGACCGUUUUGGGAAGGCGCUCAAGGCGUUGGCCCAUGCGGUUCUUGGGAGCACAGCAAACGGCACGGUUGGCACCCAUUCCAUUCGAAAAGGCAACGUUGUGGAGCGGUAUAUGCACUACGAGAAGGCCGGAGAUCAGUUUGUUGGUCGUGUGGUGGCAGGCCUUCCACUCAACAGCGCUGGCUUCGCUCAACUUCCCCCUCACUUCGACGCCACUGACAGCGCCACCGUCACAAGUGCAGUGCGGUACAUGUUUCCGAGACUUUCAAAGAACGUGGCCCUACUCGGCGUUCUCAAGCUUGGGUUGGCAUCACUCGUGUUCCACGCCGACUACCUUCGCAGCACACUACCGGCCAGCCACGCUGUCUUGCACACGGCUAUAUUUCGUGACGACGAAUUACGGGUAAAACUACGGUCUCUUUUGCGAUCCAGCUCGGCGACGUUGGCACCUACAGGUCUUCCGCCCUAUGUUGAGCUAUAUCGUCAGCUCGAAGCGCAACAUGAGACAUUGAAGGCACUCUCGACCGAGGUUGUUGCUGGCGUCCGGGGCAUCUGGGACGAAAAGGAGCUCUCAGCAGGCACAGUCACUCAAGCGUACAUCGACAGGCACUUUUCGACUAUCCUGGAGCGGCUUGGCGGCGGUGGAAACAGUGCUGACGUUGUACCGGCACAGCCCCCGCCACGACGCCGCGAACACAUGCUGUUUGCCUGGGGUGGCCGCCUGCACAAGCUGCCGGAGGAUUUUUGUUUCCCAAGUGUUGACGUGGCAACGGCUUGGGCUUUGUGGUGGCUCGGCAAGGAUAAUGAGAUCCCUUAUCGCACGAUUGACCCAAGCGACCUCUCAACGAAACUUCAAAAGCGCAUCUUGUCUGAAUGGCGUACCGAGGAAGCCGUCGUCGAAUCAUUUGACUGCGCUGUCCAUGCUCUCGACGGAGUCGUUGAUAAGACCCUGAGCCAACGGCAAAGACGGUUCGGGCAGCUCAUGGUCGUCACCGUCGCUCGGAUCAUGCGCGAGACGAAUGGCGCGAAAACGAAAAGGGCAUAUUCGAAGCGUAAAAGAAGUUAG